AAUAGUAUUGAAAGGACAUGUUCAGAUUUUCUAUACCAGUCAAUAUGUUUAGCAAAGAUAGGAUAGAUUUGUUAAAUUUUUCUCCAACUAGUCAAUACGCAUGUACCAAAUGUAUCAAGUACCGACGGAUUUCAAAUAUCGACGAAGUACAAGCUGGUGACCAUAUUUGUUUUGAGCGGGACAUGAAAUUCUAUCAUGCUAUCCUUUCUAACAUUACAAGCGUUCCAGAGAGUAGUCGUGUGCAGAUGCACAUCAUUCAUGCAUCACGUACAAACGAGAUGUCACUUGUGAAAAGUUUAUUUGGAAAAGACUUCAAACAGCAUGAUAUUGUAGUUCAAGAUGUUCUCCCGGAACUAGAUGUAGCUUCAGUGGGUCUACACAUAGUCCAAUACGGUCGUCAAACGUAUAACAAUGAAAAGAUAUUAAGACGAGCUUUGGCUCUUGUGGAGAAAACCCGUGGACAAGUAGUACCAGUUGGGUCUCUUUCGUCACAGAAAAUUCGUCCAGAGGCACAGUUUCGCCAACAUGUUCCGGAUGUCACAUCAGGACACUUUGCAACUUGGUGUGCGACUGGGGAAAGCUUUUCAUUUGACGCAAAGGACAAACGGAAAAUGAUCAAAUAUACUAGAAAACAAAAUGGGAUAUCUAUGUUUUUGGAACUAUUUGGUGACGAAGAUCCGGUACAACAGAUUACAGAAACACAUCAACAGCAGUUAUUAUGUGACUCUUGUUUCCUAAAGGAACUUAUCAGGCUUACCAAUGAUCAAAAGAGUCCCGAAAAGACAUAUCGACUUAUAUCGACAAAUGGAAUUGCAUGGACUAAUGAAAGAAAGAUUCCGAGUGGAUUGUAUCGCGUGAAAUAUAAACCAAUCAGUAAUGAAAUUGUUAUCAAGAUCAAGCGUUACAACUCUAACUUCAAGAGGCUUGCAUUGGUAGUUAAAAUUGAAACAUUCGUGUUUAAUCUCACCCCCGGACAGAAAUGUCAUACGGACUGCGAAGUAAAGUACAAAUUCCCGUAUCCUUUUUGGAAGAUUCCGGAAAGAAAUGACGAUAGAUUUUGAAUUCAAGAAAAGUAUGAAUGAUUGGAAGAGAAGCGGCAAGUCUGCUGAUAACAUUGUCUUAUAGCUUCAUAGAAAACAUUUGUUUGAAAAAACAAUAUAAAUUUCAUUGCAAAUUGGUUAAAAUCGAAUUUAUCAUGUAUCAACUAAAUCUUUGAUACAAAAAAAAUGUCAUAUAACGUAAGCACAACUUUGUUGAUAAACUCUUAUUUGCCUGACAUUCAAAAAAUCUAAUGUUGAUUUUCUGUCCUUAUGUGUAAGACAAAAAUCUUUGUAUUAAACAUUGAAUACCUCAA
Mytilus californianus (California mussel) is the source of this 1354-nucleotide messenger RNA. RefSeq lists its product as uncharacterized. NCBI's taxonomy places the organism in Eukaryota, Metazoa, Mollusca, Bivalvia, Mytilida, Mytilidae. The record is from RefSeq and is a predicted model, not a curated record. Bases 18 to 1061 code for a protein of 347 amino acids. The transcript is spliced from 2 exons.